AUGGAAGAACGUGGAAUAGCCCAUACAUUCGGGAGCACCACCGUGCCAAGUGUUCAGUUCGUGGAUGAUGCAGAAGGAUUACCUCCAGAUGUCAUUGAUGCGUUCAACGAUUCGUUUGACGCUAGUUGGGAAGACAUUGAGGAAAGACUUUCAAAGCUAAAGAAGUUCUCAGAAGACCGUCUCACAGCAGAGAAGAAAAGAGACGUUGUUCAAGCAAAGGAGAAACUAGCACUCAACCCUAGGAAUAAAAAUGUCAGGGAACUCAUUAAGAGGUCAUCGAUCAGGACCCUUAAUGAUGGCACAGAGGUCUUAAUUUUUAAAACGUGAGCAGGGUAUUAACAAAAGUGGUACCCAGAUAAUGAAACGUGGGAAGACCAACAUACUCCAAGAAUUCCCCAGCACUGAGAGAGUACAAAGAAUUAGUGAGGAAGAUUAGGGAGGAACCUGCGACUAGCACCCGGGGUUACACAAACGAAGGGGAUGAUGAAAGUGUAGUCACAGAUGCUGCCUUGAAUGAGGACGACCCCGGAGGAUCGGAGGUCGACACAUUUGAAGACAUUGAACUCAUAGAUGUGAGGGUAACCAGAUAUGACAUACAAGGUCUAACCCCCAAAGAAAACUCUGAGCUUAGGGGGGUACUGAAUCCAACUGAUACGAUUGACUGA
This is a messenger RNA of Paramuricea clavata, 665 nucleotides long. The record is from the annotation of a GenBank genome assembly. NCBI's taxonomy places the organism in Eukaryota, Metazoa, Cnidaria, Anthozoa, Malacalcyonacea, Plexauridae.